Drosophila busckii is the source of this 927-nucleotide messenger RNA. Its product is annotated as ficolin-2-like. Bases 1 to 735 code for a protein of 244 amino acids. The record is from RefSeq and is a predicted model, not a curated record. NCBI's taxonomy places the organism in Eukaryota, Metazoa, Arthropoda, Insecta, Diptera, Drosophilidae. The transcript has 2 exons.
AUGAGAGCUGUACAAGUAUUCUUGGCCAUUUUAUUUGUCGCCGUGGCCGCGGCCGACGUUCAGCCAAUUGAGCCCUUCAAGAGCUAUCCCAACUCCUGCAAGGCAGCCAAGGCCAAGAAGGAUGGCAUCCGCAAGCUUCAGCUUAACAGCGGUGCACCCUUCCAAGUAUUCUGUGAUGCCAAAACUCCUGGAGCUGGCUGGGGUUGGUUGGUUAUUCAGCGACGUGUGGAUAACAGAGAGAACUUCUUUAGAAGCUGGUCCAACUAUCAGCAGGGCUUUGGUGACUUGGCCGGCAAUUACUUCAUUGGCCUAGACUUGCUCAAUGAGCUGACUUCUGAUCAGCCUCAGGAGCUUUGGGUUGAGCUGCUGGAUUAUUCGGGACAGACUCGUUACGCUCAUUACGACAAUUUUGCCGUUGGCAACGAGUCUAAUCUCUACACGCUGAACAAGCUGGGACUCUACACGGGCAAUGCUGGCGACGCUUUGAGAUACCAAGAGAACAUGAAAUUCAGUACCUUUGAUCGUGAUAAUGACAUGAGCCCAAAGAAAAAUUGUGCAUCGGAGCUGUCUGGUGCUUGGUGGUAUAACGACUGCAUGACCAGCAAUCUGAAUGGUCUAUAUUUGGGCGGUGAGUACGGCAAUGAUCUGACUGGUCGCGGCAUGGUCUGGAAGGAGUGGCUGGGCGACAACUACAGCUACAAGACUGUGAAAAUGAUGAUACGUCCCAAGGCUUAGAUGUACAAAGCAAACGAAAAAAAAACAUUUUAUUAAAUUUUAAUAAUUGUUAAAAAGUUACUCAGUAUCAUUUAUCAUCAUAUGAGCGGCUACCGCGAAAUGUUUAUGAACAUAUUGAAGCUAAGCUAUGGAUAUGCAUUAUGAAUUUUAAUUUAAAAAUCAUUACAAUUAAUAAGUUGGCUUUUGAAAGUU